AUGCAAGAGAGCAAGAAUACUGUUCACAAUGUCGAGGACAUUGAGAAAAUUGCAACACAGGAGAAGCAUGAGCGGGUCAUCACUGUCGAAGACAAGAAUGCGCAGUUGGUUGCCAAAGUUGAUCAGUCGCUGAUCGACAUCGCCGCCGAGGCUACCGACUUGGAGCAUAAACUGAGGGUCACCGAGGCCCUCAAGAUCUAUUGGAAAGGUGUCGUUUACACUACGAUCAUCACUCUUACUAUCAUCAUGCGUGUGUACGACAUUGUCAUCAUCAACAGUUUCUUCGCCUUGCCGGCCUUCCGCAACAAGUUCGGAUACGAUGUCCCUGGCAGCGGCAAGCAGAUCCCGGCCAGCUGGCAAGCUGCUCUCGGCAAUGCCAGUCUGGUUGGACAAGUGAUUGGAGCUUUUACGGUUGCAUACCCAAUGGAAAUGAUUGGCAGACGCUGGACCUUAAUCUUUUCUCUGAUUGGGACUGCCGCCUUUACCUUCAUGCAAUUCUUUGCGCCCUCCAUUGAGGUCUUAACGGCAUCUGAGUACCUGUCAGGAGUAAUCUGGGGUUUCUAUCAAGUUCUUAUUCCCACCUACUCAUCCGAGUUGCUCCCGACAACGCUUAGGCCCUACCUCGCUGGCUAUAUCAACCUGGCCUACGCCAUAGGAAACCUGAUCCUCAACGGCGUCACCGCCAGUUUCGACACCUGGACCACUGAUUGGGGAUAUAGAAUUCCCUUUGCUCUCCAAUGGAUCUGGCCUACUAUUAUCUUACCGUCUCUGUUCUUUACUCCCGAGUCGCCAUGGUGGCUGGUGCGUAAAGGGCGCAUGGAAGACGCCGAAAAGGCACUCAGACGCCUCAGCAGCGACUCUCCAAAAAUUGACACCCAAAGGACUCUCGCCAUGAUGCAAAAGACCAUUCUGUACGAGAAACAUGUCGAGAAGGACUCUAGCAUUUGGCAAUGUUUCAAAGGCGCCAGCCUUCGACGCACCGAAAUCGUGAUCAUGAUCUUCUUCUGUCAGGAUUUCGCUGGAUUUGCCACGAACACGACCUACUUCUUCGAACAGCUCAAUGUUACCACCCAACAAGCAUUUGACAUCGCUAUCGGAAACAGCGCCCUUGGGCUCCUCUGCGCCGCGCUCUCGGCGUUCCUACUGAGAUACUUCGGUCGUCGAAACGUGUUUGUUAUCGGUAUGGGUCUCAUCGUCAUCUUUGAGUGGUUGGUCGCGAUCCUCGCUUGUGCGCCAAACUAUCACAACAGGCCCGCUGUUUCUGGGGCCCAAGUCGCCAUCACCAUGAUUUGUACUAUCGCCCUGCAGCUCACAAUCGGACCUCUGACCUACACCAUUCUUACUGAGGUACCUUCGGCCAAAUUACGAGCCAAGACCGUUGGCAUUGCCAUUGCCGUUGACGCUUGCUGCGGGAUUGUUACGAGUACGGCAAACCCGUACCUUAUCAAUCCAGGGGAAGCCAAUCUUGCCGGAAAGAGCAAUUUUGUUUGGGGAUCCCUGUCCAUCAUUAGCUUUCUCUGGUGCUUCUUCAGACUACCUGAGACGAAGCAUAGGACUGUGGAGGAAAUCGACUACAUGUUUGAACAUCGGGUCAAGACUUGGGACUUCAAGAAGUACGAAAUUGACGAAGAGGCUUUGAAGAACGAUUUGGUGGAGUAA
This is a messenger RNA of Cladophialophora psammophila CBS 110553, 1659 nucleotides long. RefSeq lists its product as uncharacterized. Gene Ontology annotation, biological process: transmembrane transport; carbohydrate transport. The transcript has a single exon. The coding region runs from base 1 to 1659 and encodes 552 amino acids. NCBI's taxonomy places the organism in Eukaryota, Fungi, Ascomycota, Eurotiomycetes, Chaetothyriales, Herpotrichiellaceae. Gene Ontology annotation, molecular function: carbohydrate:proton symporter activity. The record is from RefSeq and is a predicted model, not a curated record. Gene Ontology annotation, cellular component: membrane.